UGACUAGUGUACAAACCACGGAUCUUGUUUCUCCUUGACCUUCAUCGAAGCUUAAGCUUCAUCUUCAAUAUCAAUGCUCGCUGGACGUCUGCGCUCUACCCUGCCAACACUAUCUCGUCGCUGGCAGACGACAGCGAGCACCACCGUAGAACCCCCACCCGCGAGCGGCCAUUCAUCAUCUGUCGCAGCCUCUAAGCUUCUCCGCAUAACUAGAGAAUCUGCGCUCAGAACACCAGGAAUAACAUGGCAAGAUGAGGAGUCUGACCGCAACAUCGUCGGCGGCCGCGAGACCCGCAAGAUGAAUCUCUAUCAAGCUGUGCGGGACGCACUCAGUAUCGCACUUGCGAAGGAUGAUACCGCAGUCAUAUUUGGCGAGGAUAUAGCGUUUGGCGGGGUGUUUAGGUGUACGAUGGGUCUUGCAGAAGAAUUUGGUCGCGAACGCGUCUUCAAUACCCCAUUGACCGAACAAGGAAUUGCGGGCUUCGGAAUUGGUCUUGCGUCCAUGGGGCAUACAGCUAUCGCAGAGAUCCAGUUCGCUGACUACAUAUUCCCCGCAUUUGACCAGCUCGUGAACGAAGCUGCAAAGUUUCGCUACCGAUCAGGUGGAAGCUUCUCUAUUGGCGGGCUAACCGUGCGCACCCCGACCAUGGCUGUGGGCCAUGGUGGGUUAUAUCACUCGCAGAGUCCAGAAGGGUACUUCAUGGGCGCAAGUGGUCUCAAGAUUGUCAUCCCUCGCUCCCCAAUCCAAUGCAAAGGCCUCCUCCUCUCAGCUAUCCGCGAUCCCGACCCAGUAAUAUUCAUGGAACCCAAGAUCCUCUAUCGUUCUGCAGUCGAACAAGUCCCAAUUGAUGACUAUGCCCUCCCCCUCUCCCGCGCCGAAACCCUCAUCCCCGGAUCAGACCUGACACUUCUCACGUGGGGCACCCCCGUCUACCACUGCGAAGCUGCACUCCAACUCCUCAACAACCCACCACCCUCCCUCAUCCCACUCAUUCCGGCCUCCCUACGCAAUGCAAAAGUCGAACUGAUCGAUCUGCGGACGAUAUUACCAUGGGAUGUAGAGACGGUGGUAGAAAGUGUGCGUAGGACAAAGAGGCUCGUGAUCGUGCAUGAGGCGGGGAUGACGGGUGGUGUUGGGGGAGAGAUUGCUGCUGAGAUUGGGAAGAGGGCGUUCUUGAGGUUGGAGGCGCCUGUGAGGAGGAUUACUGGGUGGGACGUCCCAGCUGCGCUGCAGUUCGAGAAGUUUAACAUGCCGGAUUCGAUCAGGAUAUUGGAUGGGAUUAUGGAGACGCUCAGCUAUUAAAACUAAGAUAGCUGCUCCUGGUUUUGCGCCCAUGGUGUAGCAUAGGACAUGUACAAUUAAUGGUGGACAGUACAGUACAGUAGCACGCACGUAUACCCUGGAUGAGGGCAAUAGCAACAUGUUUUU
Suillus paluster is the source of this 1429-nucleotide messenger RNA. Its product is annotated as thiamine diphosphate-binding protein. The record is from RefSeq and is a predicted model, not a curated record. The transcript is spliced from 9 exons. Gene Ontology annotation, biological process: branched-chain amino acid catabolic process; response to nutrient. Gene Ontology annotation, molecular function: catalytic activity. NCBI's taxonomy places the organism in Eukaryota, Fungi, Basidiomycota, Agaricomycetes, Boletales, Suillaceae. The coding region runs from base 74 to 1303 and encodes 409 amino acids.